Messenger RNA from Drosophila ficusphila, 684 nucleotides. RefSeq lists its product as uncharacterized. The record is from RefSeq and is a predicted model, not a curated record. The transcript is spliced from 3 exons. Bases 70 to 546 code for a protein of 158 amino acids. NCBI's taxonomy places the organism in Eukaryota, Metazoa, Arthropoda, Insecta, Diptera, Drosophilidae.
CUAGUAGUAUCAGUCGUUGGGUUCGACUACAUUUGUCUACCCCUUUGUAAGAAAUUGACACCGUUUCGUAUGAAUUCCUUCUAUACGUGUGGGAAAAUGUUUUGCGCAGGACUAAUGCAACGUAGACUGAGCCUGGGUCUAUCGCAAAUGCUCGGUUUAGUCCCCAAGAAAUCGUAUUGUCAGGAAAAGAAGCCGCCAACGGUUUUUUUGUGGGGCGGGGGACUUGGCAAGUUGCAAGGCGGUCUGAAGGAAGAGGAGUAUUUUAUCUCGCUUACUCAAAGCCUAAUGUGUAAGAUGCGGGACAAAAAGGAGAACGUGGACUACAUGCCCAAUUGGGAUGAGUUUCAAAAGACCCUGGAUCACUCCUCCCUGGGCAGCACAUCGUGCAUGAACAAACACAAGAAUGUGCUCGAGGAGGCCUUUUUCCUAAAUGAGACCGCAGACGAUAUAAAGGUAUUACACGAUCGUGCGCAAGAAGACCCACAAGUCGUAGACAACACUGCUACUGUAUUGGAUCAAAAAUCAGAUCCGCAAAACCCAAAAUAGUUAAUUGUUUUUGUUUAAUUUCACUCAUUUUAUUCAGUUUAUUCAGAGGCGCAGCAUAAUUCCCAUAUCUAAACGGCAAUGCGAUUAAAAUUGUUAGUUUAAAAGUUAAAAACAAAAAAAAACUGGCUUUUUAAUUUC